This is a messenger RNA of Durusdinium trenchii, 3036 nucleotides long. Lineage: Eukaryota; Dinophyceae; Suessiales; Symbiodiniaceae. The record is from the annotation of a GenBank genome assembly.
AUGGCGUGGAUUCCUGUGCCUAAUGUGGUGGGACUCCUGAGCUGGAUGGUGGAGAUGUGUAGCAGCAAGAUGUGGAAGCAUUGCACUUCCGACCUCAAGUGCCGAACCGAAAGCUUGCCCUCACUCCUCGUGCAGCCUCCACAGCGAUUCCUCCCUGAACUGGCUGGCGUUGAGGAGGAGGAGUCCGAAGCAAGGCUUCACUAUUGGGGUGCCAUUCUCCUGUUGUCACCACCCAUGAUGGCUGUCAUAUGCGAAUCCAUGCGGCUUUGCUUCUAUUGUGCCAAGCAUUUGCAUGGAAAACUUGCUAAAGGAUCCACAUCGAGUACCGGCUACAGACAGCUUGAGCUGAAGGAAGACGAGAGAAAUGACUUGGAAAGUCCCAUGAUUGCAACGGAACCCAACCAUCCUUUCAAGGGACCCCACACGAUGUUCAUUAUUCCACUCAUGGUCUACCACCUUACAUGCGCGGGCGUUGUGACCUUGGCCAUCUUCAAAGGUUGGCUUUUGAGCGAUGGAGGUGGUUUAGCCUGGGAACUUUGGGUUGUGUGGCAACAGCUAUGCCUUUGGAACCUGUUUCUGCAGAACUUGGUUCGAUGCACGACGCUGGAUAGCCAUGCCUUGAAAGCAUCGACUUGCACAACCGUGCUUGCAUACACAGCGCCAUUUGCGAGCGAGAUGGCAGACACCAUGAAGGAUUGGGUGGUGACGGGACUUUGCAUUCUCCAUGCGAAGACAUGGAUCGGUUUCCUCAUAGGAGCAGCGAUUGCUGGUGUUGAAGUCAGUGCAAUUGCGAUGGGAUGGAUCACCCUGCGCAAGUUCUCUUACUCAUUUGUUUUUCUUCUAGCACUCUACAUUGCACUCUUUGUGGUACGUUUCCACCUUUGGGUCUUGAUUUUUGGAUCGAUUGGCGGAGCUUCGUUGCUCUUUCUCAUGGACCUAUUCAACCGGUCACGGUGGUGGGGCAUAGUGACGGGCUGCGAUUGGCGUCAGCUGCUCCCAUACAUUGUGGCAAUUAGCUUCGGCCUCCCAAUUUGCUACAUGCUUAUCACUGACCGUUUGCGUCAGAUUGACUCUGUAUUAGUGAAUUUUUCAGAAGAAACCUUUUGGUGGUUGGCUGACGGAGGUCUACUGGCAAUCGUUUCGAUCUACGUCAUUCUACAUGCCCACAUUCUCGUAAUCCGAUCUGAAGACUGUGCGCAGGACCUCCGAAAGACCUACAGAGCCAUUUUGGAGCUCCCAUUGAAACCCACAAAUCCAGGUGGAGAAGCUUGCUGCGCGUGGAUUGGAAGACGAUUCACCAAUCUUUGUGUCGAUUUCCUAAGCAGUGCUCGACUGCUGAUAGCAUGGUCGGAAGACAUACCACAAGGAGUCAUUGGUGUGGCACUGGUGCUGAGGUAUGCAGGGCCCAACGGCAUUGGAUUUGCAGGCAUCUCCGCAAUAAUCAGCACUUCCAAAGGAGUUCUGAUUCCCAUUCUGCAGCGUCUGGUCCUGGAGUACCGCAAAUCACAGGUUGCCAGAGGCUUGGAUGACAUCCUGGGCACUCAGCAGAAGGCAUUUUUGGAGAAGUUUCUGGCAACCUCUCCGGUGAGCCAUGAGAGAAUACGGCUUCAGGUUGAAGAGCCGUUGCGGACCAUGUCCAGCGACUUAUUGAAGCGGCUGAAUGUCGACCUUGUCGCUGAAAUGCAAAAGAUGAGGCACAAGUGGCUGGCAGAUGGUGGUGAGAUGAUCAGAUGCGAAGUUGUGGCCAGCUAUUUGAAUCAAGGUGUCUCCACAACAAAUCUUUUUGAUUUGGGACAUAUGACGGGACAUUGCAAAAAUGCUGGCUUCUCAGCAGGGCAAUGCAAGGAGGUGGCUGGUUUCUCCGCGCAAAAAUGCAAAGAGGCAGGCUUCUCCCCAAGUGAUUGCAAAGAGGCGGGCUUCUCCUACAGCGAAUGCAAGGAUGCAGACUUCUCAAUCCAAGAGUGCAUUGAGGCUGGGUUCACCCCUAUGCAGUGCAAGGAGGCAGGCUUUGUGGCCAAGCAAUGUAAGGAGGCAGGUUUUUCGGCCAGAGACUUCAAGGAUGCUGGUUUUUCAGCCGUUCAGUGCAAGAUUGUCGGCUUUGAGGAAACGCUUUGCCAAGAGGCCGGCUACACUGCAGAGGAGUGGAAUCGGGAACCUACUGCCCGAGAUUUCAAAGAUGCAGGUUUCUCUGCCAAGGAGUGCAACAAAGAGUACUUCACGGCCAAGGAAUGCAAGGAGGCUGGCUUUUCGAUGUAUGCGAUUGGAGAGGAAUUUCGAGCGGAACAGCUUAGAAAAGCUGGUUUCUUUGCCAAGGACUUCAAAGACGCUGGUGCCAAUGGCUAUUGGUUAAAGAAACGAGGCUUCUCGGCCAAGGAGUGCAAAGAGGCUGGCUUAUCGGCGAUGGAGUGCUGGGAAGCGGGGUUUAAUCCACUCGACUUCAAGGAUGCAGGCUUUUCGGCGAUGCAGUGCAAGAUUGUCGGCUUUGAGGUUGCAUGGUGCAAAGAGGCCGACUACUCUGUGGAGGAGUUGGCUUGUGAACCAACUGCACAAGAUUACAAAGACGCAGGCAUGUCUGCCAAAGAGUGCAGGGAAGCGGGUUUCUCGCCAGAACAAUGCAAGGAGGUCGGGUACUCGGCCAAGGAGUGCAAGGAAGCGGGUUGUUCAGCGAAAGAGUGCAAAGAUGCGGGCUUCUCAGCCGUUCAGUGCAGGAUUGUCGGCUUUGAGGUCAGGAUGUGCCAAGAGGCAGGCUACUCUACGGAGGAGUUGACUCGUGAACCCACAGCACAAGAUUACAAAACUGAAGGCUGCUUUUCCGAAUGCAGGGAGAUAGGAGGCUUCUCUGCCAAGCAAGCUAAGGAUGCGGGCUUUUCUCUCAAAGAGAUCGAAUUGGCUGGUUAUUCUUUCAAGGAGGCAGGCAAUGCUGGCUUCUCCGCUAUCCAAUUGACGUAUUUUGGCAUGAUGACAUCUCAGUAUGGAAAAAAUGGCUUGGCCAGAGACAGACAUAGCAGGAACAAAUCAAGUUGCCUCACAAUGUGA